UCGACUGUAGCGCCAUAUAUAUGAAAAUGGGGAGUGUAUGAGACUGCUGUCGUGCAUCCAAUUGCGGCUAGGUUUUGCAGCUCUUCGCACGCGUCCAUCAUGGCAUCUGUUGUAGAAUUGAGUGUUUCUGCUCUUGUGUAUGAAUAUUUACUAAAAAAGGACGCGUCGUUGGCGAAGGUUUUUCAAAAGAAAACAAAAGCGCCCGCAUUGCCAAAGGGCGCACCAACAAUUGAGGACGUUUUUAAUCAUUUUCAAAAAACAUCGCAAAUAAAGUUAAACAUAAAGGCACAAGCUGAAGAUACAAGUUCAGAUACAAGUUCGGAGAGUGAAGAAGAUGCACCAAGGAAGGUGCCACAAGUAAAUGGUAAAGCUGCAGUUAAUGCUGCAGUGAAUAAUAAAAAAAAGAAAUCUUCUUCAGAAGAAAGCUCUAGCGAAAAUGAAAAACCUUCACCAAAAGUACAUGCAAAAACUAAGGCUACUGUUAAACCAUUAUCUAAAACGCCGCCUGUAAAGAAAAAAGAAAGUUCAGAUGAUAGUUCUUCAGAAGAGGAAGAGGUACCUAAAACACAACCUAAAGCAGUAUCAACGCCAAAAGUAACUCAGGUAUCUAAAACACAGAAAUCUUCGGAUGACUCAGAUUCAGAUAGCGAAGAAGAAUCUAAAGCAAAUAUAACUGCAAAAGCAAAUACAAAAUCAGCUGCACCAGCUCAAACAAAAUCCACAAUAAAUAAAAAGGAAUCUUCGAGCGAAGAUAGUACUGAUAGCGAAGAAGAAAGUCCAGUUAAGCCAGUAUUAAAGAAACCAACAUCUACACAAACUAUAAUAAAAACACCAGCAAAGAAAGAAGAAUCCUCUAGUGAUGAUUCUGAUGAUUCUUCGGAAGAAGAAGAAGUUGCCAAACCUCAGCCAGCAGUUAAAGCCAAGCCGGUUGCUAAACCUACUAAUGUUGCUAAGCAAGAGGAAUCUUCGAGCGAUGAUUCGGAUGAUUCUUCAGAGGAGGCAACUAUUGCAAAACCACCAGUUGCUAAAGCUAUUCCAAAUAAGAAAAAACAGGAAAAAUCUGUUCAACAAAAGAAAGAAGUAGUGCCUACUCCACAAAAGAAGGAAACAAUAAAAUUAGGAAAGCAAAACAAAGGUUUACCAACAAAACCAACAGUAACAGUAACGAAAGAAUCAUCUACUGAAGAAAGUAGUGAGGAAGAAGUAUCAGUUAAAAAGGCUGUUCCUUCAUCAACAUCAGUAGUAGCAAAGAAAGCUAUAGUUAAAAAAGAAGGAUCUUCCUCUAGCGAAGACAGCAGUGAAGAUGUAGAACCAGCUAAACAGCCAGCUAUUCCACAAACAACCGUAGUUGCAAGGAAAGUACCUGCUAAGAAAAAUGAAUCUUCUUCCAGCGAAGAUAGCAGUGAAGAAGAAGAACCACCAACAAAAAAGCCUGCUCCUGCUAAAUUAGUAACACCAGUUGUAUCUAAAAAAGCAAAAUCUUCUAGUGAAGAUUCUGAUGAUUCAGAUGAAAAUGUAAAGACAGCUACAAAAGCGACAACAAAACCUGCAAAGAAAGCUGAGUCCAGUUCUGAAGAUUCGGAUGAAUCUGAAAAUGAAAAACCAGUCAAAAAACCAGUAUCUGCAGUUACAAAAACAAUAAAGAAAACUGAAGGUAAAAAGGAAUCAUCCAGUGAAGAUUCUGAUUCAGAUUCAUCAGACAAUGAAAAAUCAAAUACAUCUAUUGCUAAAACUCCUGUCGCAAAAGAAACAGCAGUUAAAAGAGAUUCAAAUUCAGAGGAAGGUGAUUCUAAUGAAAAACAGCAAAUAACUCCAACCCCAAAGACACCUAAAGUUGAGAAAAGAAAACACAAAGAAAUAGAACAGGAACAAGAAGAGGAAGAUGUAGGAAAGCCCCCUGCAAAAGCUCAGAAAAAUAAUUACAGUAAUUUUGUAAAGGCGAAUAAUAGUUUCAAUAACGACAAGCGACACAAAAAUACUCCAUUUCGUCGUGUAAAGGAUGAUGAGCUAGAAUUGGAUCCCAAAUUGGCAAACAAUUCUUUUGAGGCAAAGAAAGGUGCUCGUGGUUCUUGGGGAGAGAAAGCGAAUCAGGACCUCAAAUUCACAAGAGGAAAGUCAUUUCGUCACGAGAAAACGAAGAAAAAGCGCGGUAGCUACCGCGGUGGUCAAAUAGAUACUAGCGUCAAUUCUAUUAAAUUUGACGACUGAGAAAGCAGUUGUAAAAAGUAAAUGAACACGUUAUAUUAUUAUUAGCCUAUAUAUUUAAUUAAAGUAACAGAUAUAAGAAUUUUAAGUCUCUAAGUUUCAUUUAGUGAAGAACUUGGAUAGUAUUUUUAGAAUCAUUAACGCUAUUGUACUCGAUUAUUACGAAAUUAAGUGAACUAUAUAUAACUUUGCUAUUAUGUUUAAUCUCUUAAGUUGAUUUCAUGUAGUCUCUUUUUAACAAUUAGUAUCUAUAAGACUGCAAUUUGAGUAUAUCUGACGAAAAUUUCUAUUACUUAUUUUAAUACAAAGAAAAUGACUUACAGAAGAUAUUUCGAUAUUGGACUACUGUAUUAAAAAGUAAUUGUCAUUUAUUGCAAUAUGUAACAUAUUUCGUAUAUCUAUUGCUCCUAGAAUUACUAGGAAAUACAACAGAUAUUUGUCUGUCGUUAUCGAAGCCUGAAUAAUUCCACCUUUCUCGUCAAAUCUCUUAAGGAUUUUUUGAAGAUAUAUUCUCUAUGUAAUAUAACAUUCAGCUUCGUACACGAAUGUUGUUUUGACAUUGCUUUCUUCUCUAACUAGUAGUAAAAUUUUAUUGCGAUUAUGACAUGUAAUUAAAGAUUCAAAAUAUGAAAUACGAUAUGCAAACUAAUAUUUAAAUGAAAAAGGUAAAUUUCAUAAGUAUGCAACAGAGUUUAUAUAUAUGGAAAUAAUUUAAUGAAUCUGGUUACAAUGAAUUGGACAAAACAAGAUAGAAAUAAUUUUGGGCACACAAAUUUAUUAUCACUCCAUCACUAUUCAUUUAAAAAUAUGUAUAAUUUUGUAAUACAUUGUCAUCGAACAGCUAUAAAGACAAUGUACUUCUA
Messenger RNA from Bombus huntii, 3068 nucleotides. RefSeq names its product nucleolar protein dao-5 (gene Nopp140). Bases 100 to 2208 code for a protein of 702 amino acids. The transcript has 4 exons. Lineage: Eukaryota; Metazoa; Arthropoda; Insecta; Hymenoptera; Apidae. Gene Ontology annotation, cellular component: nucleolus; nucleoplasm. The record is from RefSeq and is a predicted model, not a curated record.